This is a messenger RNA of Malus domestica (apple), 1477 nucleotides long. Its product is annotated as persulfide dioxygenase ETHE1 homolog, mitochondrial-like. The record is from RefSeq and is a predicted model, not a curated record. Gene Ontology annotation, cellular component: mitochondrion. NCBI's taxonomy places the organism in Eukaryota, Viridiplantae, Streptophyta, Magnoliopsida, Rosales, Rosaceae. Gene Ontology annotation, molecular function: sulfur dioxygenase activity. Gene Ontology annotation, biological process: glutathione metabolic process; hydrogen sulfide metabolic process.
CAUUCAUCAACCUUAAGAUUGAGAACGAUUAAAAACGCGAAUGUCGUGGCCACUAACCGAGUAGGACACAGCACAGCUCGGUCAUCACUCGUCAGCCGUCGCUUUCAUCUCCCUCAUCUGAUUUGGCGCGCGCAAGCAAUCGCAAUGCUCGCUGAUCUCACCGCCCCACCCCCACACACAAUAAGCAAAUUGCUCAAUCGAUUUCAUCGCUUCCUCCACCAGCUAACAACACAAAUAAAGAAAAACAAGGCAAAUGCUUCGAAUCGGCGUCCUCAGAUUCGUCGCUCUCCCUCGCUCCUCUUCCUUUUUCUUCAGUACCACUUCUCCCAAAUCCCUCAAUCCUUGUACAAUUCGCACCAAGUUCGCUUCCCAUUCCCGAACGAUGGCUUAUACGACGUCGUCGGGUUCUUCCUCCAAGCUCCUCUUCCGCCAGCUCUUCGAGAAGGAGUCCUCCACCUACACUUACUUGCUCGCCGAUGUCUCUCACCCCGACAAACCCGCUCUGUUGAUUGACCCGGUGGACAAAACGGUGGAUAGGGAUAUCUCCCUUGUCAAAGAGUUGGGGCUGAAGUUGAUCUACGCCAUGAACACUCAUGUUCAUGCUGAUCACGUGACCGGAACCGGUCUCAUGAAGACUAAGCUUCCUGGCGUAAAAUCUGUCAUUUCGAAGGCGAGCAAAUCAAAAGCGGACCUUCUUAUUGAAUCCGGCGAUAAAAUAUAUUUUGGCGAUCUGUUUUUGGAGGUUAGAGCUACUCCUGGGCAUACAUUAGGUUGUGUUACGUAUGUUACAGGAGAUGGGCCUGAUCAGCCCCAACCAAGGAUGGCUUUUACUGGAGAUGCACUACUCAUACGUGGAUGUGGGAGAACUGAUUUUCAGGGUGGCAGUUCACAACAGCUGUACAAGUCAGUUCAUUCACAGAUUUUUACAUUGCCAAAGGAUACAUAUAUCUAUCCUGCUCAUGAUUACAAGGGAUUCACUGUUAGUACCGUGGGGGAGGAGAUGCUCUAUAAUCCUCGGCUCACAAAAGAUGAGGAGGAAUUUCAAAGUAUCAUGGAAAAUCUAAAACUCGCAUAUCCAAAAAUGAUUGACAUAGCUGUACCUGCAAAUAUGGUUUGUGGAUUGCAAGACUUGUCUGAAAGACCUGCCGAGUCCAUGGCCAACUAGAUACAGUUGCUGCUAUGAUUUGUACUUCAGACAAGAACUUCUAAAAGGAGUUGGCGCGUUACCACAUAACUCGGGUGAAAUAUACUAGUAGUGCUGAAAAGGCAGAUCUAUAUCCAAUGAUACCUCUCGUGUUCGUUUUAAGAGAUAAUUGUAUGAGUUAUUUUGUUGUGCAGAAAAAUAAUAAGAAAACGGAACGAAAACGGAAAAAAAAUGUGUGGAUGAAUGAAAGGGCCAGCUACCUGCGGCUGUUGUAUUGGACUUACUACGUUAAACCUCUUGUUUACUAUUUUCCAUGCAACAUCUUCUGCAUGA